AGGUCAGAGCCCGGCUGUUGCUGAAUUUAACUUGCUCCUGAAAGCAUAUUCUUUGGAAACUUAUGGUGUUGAUCCUCAUCCUUGCAAGGACACAAUGGGAAUGACUACAUUUUUAGGAUUCACAGCUGCAGGAUUUGUAGUUUUCCAGGGGAAUAAAAGAACUCAUUUGUUAAAAUGGUGUGAUGUCUAUAAACUGAAAUUUGAAGGAAAGACUUUUUAUGUGUUUGGAGCUCAUAAGGAGAAAAAAGCUGUUCUUUCAUUCCAUACCUCUACACCAGCAGCCUGCAAGCAUCUUUGGAAAUGUGGAGUGGAGAACCAGGCUUUUUACAAGUAUGCAAAAUCCAGUCAGAUCAAGACCAUGUCCAGCAGCAAGAUAUUUUUUAAAGGCAGUAGGUUUCGAUAUAGUGGAAAAGUAGCCAAAGAGGUUGUGGAGGCAAGCUCUAAAAUCCAGAGGGAACCUCCUGAAGUUCACAGAACCAGUGUUACCCAGAGUCGCAGCUCUCCCUCCUUGAACAAGCAACUCAUAAUCAAUAUGGAACCUCUACAACCCCUCAUUCCUUCUCCCUGUGAGGAGGAAGAGAUUCCUUUAGAUGAAGCCUGGUACCAACACUGUGUUCCUGCUGGGCAGUUGCCAUCACUACAGAGUAACUGUGGCUUGCUGCUUGUAAGACCGCUGCGCCACGAUGACAACUCUAAGCAAUGCAGUCCAUUUUUGGAAACUGCUGACUUAUCAUUGCUAUAUGCUCACCAGGGAGUGCCGUUUUCAAAUGACUCUGUGCCCUGCCCCCUCCUUUCCCCUCAUAGUGACAUGCAUAUAAUUGAUUUUAUGGUGCAGAGGGAACAAGGGCAUCAGAUAACGAAGACUCAGAUGUCACAGCAUGUUGUAAAUAUUAAAG
This is a messenger RNA of Mesitornis unicolor (brown roatelo), 896 nucleotides long. RefSeq names its product FERM domain-containing protein 3-like. The annotation marks the transcript as partial. Gene Ontology annotation, cellular component: cytoskeleton. Lineage: Eukaryota; Metazoa; Chordata; Aves; Mesitornithiformes; Mesitornithidae. The record is from RefSeq and is a predicted model, not a curated record. The transcript is spliced from 9 exons.